CCCCUGCCGGUGCCGGGCCCGGGCCGCUGCCGGCAGCCCGAGGCGACCGCGGGGAGGGGAGGAGGGAGGCGGCGGGCGCAGGGCCCGGAGCGAGCGGGGCCGGUGCCCCCCAGCAGAAAUUCAAACAAAUGCUUCAGCUUCUCAUUCCUGCCUGCUGACAACACCAGGGUGGCCAUGACUCAACCCAGCUUCCAGGACUGAGGAGCAGAGGUGGUGAGAGACCUGUCUCAGGGUGGGACCUCACAGCGGUGUCGAUGGAGAGCACGUCCUCCACGGAGCCAGCACCGGAUGGUGCUGGCCUCACCUCGCUGGACGUGCUCCUCUUCCUGGAGGCGCCGGUGAACAGCACGGAGGAGCAGUGCUUCAGCGCCCGCUCCCGCAGCACCGUCCUGGAGGGGCUGCCCUUUGGAGGCGUGCCCACCGUGCUCGCCAUCAACUUCAUCCUCUGGCUGCUUCUCCUUCUGGUCUUCUCAUGUCUUCGGAAAGCAGCUUGGGACUACGGGCGCCUGGCACUGCUGAUGGACAAUGACAGCCUGACGUCGCUUUUCUAUGGAGAGCAGAGCGAGAAGGAGAAGUCCCCAUCAGAGAGCAGCCCUCUGGAUGCUGACAACAAGGAUGUGGGAUUCUGUUCCUGGCUACUUUCUAUCUACCAGAUGAAGGAUGAGGAGAUUCAGAGCAAGUGUGGGAUCGAUGCCACCACCUACCUCUCCUUCCAGCGGCACCUCCUGGUCCUGCUGAUGCUGGUUUGCGUGCUCUCCGUGGCUGUCAUCCUGCCUGUCAACUUCUCUGGGGACCUCCUGGGACACAAUCCUACCCACUUUGGCCGGACAACCAUCGCCAACAUCCCAACUCAAGACCGUCUUCUGUGGCUGCACAGCAUCUUCGCCCUAAUCUAUUUUAUCUUCACUGUCCUUUGUAUGGCUCACCACUCUGUCCACCUGGAAUACAGAGAGAAUGAGAAGGUCGCUCGGACACUGAUGGUUACCCACAUCCCCAAGGAGAUCACAGACCCUUCACUUAUCAUCAAGCAUUUCCACGAGGCUUAUCCCAGCUGCACCGUCACCAAUGUCCAGUUCUGCUUUGACGUGCGCAAGCUGAUGAAGCUGGAUGCAGAGAGGCGCAAAGCAAUGAAGGGGCGGCUUUAUUUCACCACCAAGGCACAGAAGGAGGGGAAGAUCAUGAUCAAAACUCACCCCUGUGCCCGCAUCUUCUGCUGCCGCUUCUGUGGCUUUGAUGAGGUGGAUGCUGAGCAGUAUUACGGGGAGCUGGAGGAGAAGCUCACAGAUGAGUUCAAUGCAGAGCGCAACCGCAUCACACUCAAGCGGCUUGAUAUGGCCUUCGUCACCUUCCAGGACGAGCGGAUGACAGCUGUGAUUUUGAAGGACUACAGCCACAUCCACUGCCGCAAGCACCCCCAGCAGUCCUCUGUCACCACCGUGGUCAAGUCACACCACUGGGGUGUUCGCUAUGCCCCUUCACCCAGUGAUAUCAUCUGGGAGAAUUUAUCAGUCCGUGGCACAUCGUGGUGGGUGCGAUUCAUUCUGCUUAAUAUCUGCCUGUUCCUCCUUCUUUUCUUCCUCACAACGCCAGCCAUCAUUGUCAACACUAUGGACAUGUUCAAUGUCACACACCCUGUGGAGAGCCUCAAGAACCCCAUCAUCACCCAGUUUUUCCCCACGCUGCUGCUCUGGGCCUUCUCCGUCUUCCUGCCCUUCCUUGUCUACUACUCAGCAUUCUUCGAGUCUCACUGGACAAGGUCAAGUGAAAAUCAGAUCACCAUGCACAAGUGCUUUUUCUUCCUGGUGUUCAUGGUUAUCAUCCUGCCCUCGCUGGGUCUGAGCAGCCUGGACCUGUUUUUCCGCUGGCUCUUCGACACCCACUUUCUGGAUGAGGCUGAAGUCAAGUUCCAGUGCGUUUUCCUCCCAGACAAUGGCGCCUUCUUCGUCAACUACGUGGUGACCUCCAGCCUGAUUGGGACGGCCAUGGAGCUGCUGCGCAUCCCAGGCCUCCUCGUCUACACUGCUCGCCUCUGCUUCGCCAAGUCCGAGCCCGAGCGGCUCCAUGUCAAGCGGAGUCAAGCUUACCAGUUCCAGUUUGGACUAGAGUAUGCCUGGACCUGCUGUAUCUUCUCUGUUGUCAUGACCUACAGCAUCACCUGCCCUAUCAUCGUCCCCUUUGGGUUGCUCUACAUGCUGCUCAAGCACAUGGUUGACCGGUACAACAUUUACUACGUGUACAUCCCCACCAAACUGAACCAGCGCCUCCACGUUGCCGCCAUCAGCCAGGUCGUGGUGGCCCCCAUCCUCUGCAUGUUCUGGCUGCUCUUCUUCUCCGUCCUGCGCCUCGGUCCCACCCGGCCUGUCACCCUCUUCACCUUUGUGGUCCUCCUUUCCUGCAUCAUCUUCUCCUUCUUUGGCCUCUGCCUGAAGAAGCUGCAGCCACGGAAACCCUCAAGCUACCAGAUGUCUGACCAGUCUGAGGGCGCCUUCAAUGAUGUGGAGCGGAGCAGCGUUUCCUCCACCCCUAACUCCAAUCUCUUUGUGGCCACCGUCCUGCAGGAGCCUGAGCUGAGCCUGACGCCGGCAGCCUCUCCGGCACACCAGUCCUAUGGCACCAUGGGCAACCACCUGGAGCCAGCGGAGGAUGGGGAGGAUGGGGGUCUGCAGAGCUUCGAGACAGAGCUGGAGACCGUGGAGGGCGAGUACAGGAGCGGCCCCGUGAUGGAGAGCCAGGCUCGCUACCAGUGAGCAUCCCUGCCACAGCUGAGAGUGACUGUGCUGGGAGCGGAGGACGUGCCCUGGGGCAGGAGGAGCCUUCCCUGCACUGGUGGGGCCACCUUGCUGAUGGGGCAGGGGAUGACAAGACUGAUGUGAGGGAGAGACCCCAUUGCAUGGGCAGUGGCAGGAGGGUCUGAUGAUCCUUCCUGUUGCUUGCACUGGCUGAGCCCCCUAGUGCCCCCCUGUCCCCACCUGCCUCUUCCAGCACACCGUGGGGAAGAGGGAGUGCAGCAGA
Messenger RNA from Melozone crissalis (California towhee), 3012 nucleotides. RefSeq names its product transmembrane protein 63C (gene TMEM63C). NCBI's taxonomy places the organism in Eukaryota, Metazoa, Chordata, Aves, Passeriformes, Passerellidae. The record is from RefSeq and is a predicted model, not a curated record. The transcript has 24 exons. Gene Ontology annotation, cellular component: plasma membrane. Gene Ontology annotation, molecular function: calcium-activated cation channel activity. Bases 255 to 2747 code for a protein of 830 amino acids.